Molecule: messenger RNA, 1467 nt
Organism: Theobroma umbraticum
Lineage: Eukaryota; Viridiplantae; Streptophyta; Magnoliopsida; Malvales; Malvaceae
Product: Hus1-like protein
Biological process (GO): mitotic intra-S DNA damage checkpoint signaling; telomere maintenance; meiotic DNA integrity checkpoint signaling
Cellular component (GO): checkpoint clamp complex; nucleolus; site of double-strand break
Source: RefSeq, a predicted model, not a curated record
AUUUUUUAUUCCAAUUUUGCCCAAGCAGCACUUUUUUAUUUUAUUUUAUUUUUGUUUAAUAAAAGCGCCUUUUUUACGAUUUCCCUCCUCAAAUUUCAAGCAUUGGACAACUUUCGCGGGAUCUUUGUUUUUUCAAAGUAAAUAAAGGCUGAGAUGAAGUUCAAGGCAUUUCUCACUGAACAUGGUGUGAGUCUUUUAGAAAGGCGGUUUCUACCAGCCUUAGACAAAAUGGGCAAGAUAUGCCACUUAUUCCUUACCAGAGACCAUGCUAUCUUCCUCCACAACCUUCUGAAUGGUGAUGGAGUGCAGUGCAUUGCCCAGUUUCGGAAGGAAGCUCUCUUUGAUGACUAUCGGAUCUCAAGUCAGAAUGAGGACCGCAUUGCCUUUGCAAUAGAUGUAUCUCUUCUGCUUCGUGCUGUUCGGAGUAGUGUGAGCAUAUGUACUGAGUUUGGCAAUGGGCCUUCUGCCAACCGUCUCCAAAUUAAAUUGGUUAAGAAGUUGCCUCCCAAUUGUACUCAGCCUAUGCCUUUUCUUACCUUUGAAACCAAGGGAUAUAAGUCUGCUGUCAUUCAGGAUGUACCAAUAUCAAAACCUUUAUCUAGGACUCAAGUGCUUGAGCUUCAAACUGCACUUGAUAUUGCUCAAGAUCUACCUCAGACUCUGGUUCAAGUUCCAGAUUUGAAUCAAUUGCAGAACUUUGUGGAACGGAUGAAGCAUGUUGGUGAUUUGCUAAAUGUCUCUAUAAGCAAGUAUGGAGAUCUACAUGUGCAAAUCUCAACAACUUUGAUCACACUUGGUGCCGAAUUUUGUAAAUUGUUGGUUAUUGGAGAACAAGCUGAAGCUCCAUCUGAGGAUAGAAAUCUGAGUGCUCAGUCUCGGUCAGAGAGGGCAAUCUCGAGGGGAGAUGCACAGAGUGUUCAAGUGAGUGUAAAGCACUUUUCUAGGAGCCUUCAGUGUCAUCUGGCGAAGCCUGACUGUGCUUUUUAUGGGAUUGCUCUGCAAGGUGCUUGUUUGACGGUGAUAUUUCAGUUCUUCAUUCCUGGUACACGUCAAACUGAUAAAUCAGUCAGUUUACAUUGCAGGCUUCCUGUACUUGACCCAGGGUCAAGCUGAAAGUUAAUCAGUCUGCCAACUAUGGCCACUCUAUGGCUUCAACUGUGAAAGUGAAUUGAUCUCUAAGUCAGAACUAGUGAAUUUGGAGUAGCUGGGUCUCUGGCACGCUCCGUGUAACCACUACAUUCCAGAAUCUGUAGGGUAUGUUAAGUAUGAAAAUAUUAUAACUAAUUGUGGCUUAUGUUCAAGUACAAGAUUGGAAACAUUAAUUCUUGUUAGAAAAUCUUACAGUCUUCCUUAUGUUUUGUAUAAAUGUUGGUUGCAAGACAAAAGAACAAGAUGUCAACCUGAUUGAAUGAGAAGAUAUGCUUAUUACAGUAAAGUUAAGGAUUUGACAUAUAUUGUUUGUUAAUU